GUAGAAAUGGAUCUAGAUACAGCUUACAUUGAACCAUUGAUUCAUGAUUGGAUGGAACAUCUUCAGCAAACUAUGAGAAAACAGGAACAAGAGCAGAUUGCUAAUGCAACCGAUUUUGCUAUACCAUUUGUAGCGAUUUCAGCAUCUACUAUGAAAGCUGCUUUCAAGAUAGCGGAAUACUUGGAGUUAGAGCCAAAUGUCAAGUAUAUGGCUAUUGAGCUGUACGACAGAUUCAUGUGUAGACACUUUUGGGAGCUUUUUAAGACUGAGUUUGCAAAUGAUCCAUCUGAAGCAUUGUGGUUUAAAAUUUGCAAGAAAACUUCUAAUCAAACAAAAUUAAAUCUAAUGUCAUGUUUUCAAUUGGCGUGCAAAAUGGAUUCUCAUUCCAGUAUCUUAGGAAUACCUCAGAUUCUUAAUAUUCUAUAUCUAAUUGACAAAGAGUCUGAAUAUACGCGAAAUAUGAUUUCCUCUUCGGAAAUUAAAGUUUUUAAAACAGUAGGAUUUACAAUGCCCCUUUACACACCAUUGCAUUGUAUCGAAAUUCUUCUGGCAGCGACAGGUCUUGGAGAAACGCCAAAUACAUUUAACAUUUCGAUAAAUUUAUUGGAUUUGGCUUAUCUAAAGCAUGACAGAUUGUACUCACAAUUUCAUUCAUAUUACAUGCACAAAGAUACUAUAAAUACAGAAUAUGUAGCCCGGAAGCUGAUAUCAUUGAAAUCCAACGUACUUUACUUAAGUGCAGCAAUAGUAUAUUGCACAACGUUUUUUCUAUGUUUGGAUACAAAUGCUUUGGGAGAGCAAAUUAUUGUAGCAAAAUUGGCAGAAUUAUCAGAUACAACCGAUACUGAUAUUUUCAACAUGGCCAAUAUAUUGCUCUCAAUAGCAACACAAGAGUAAUGUAAUAGAUUGCAUAUUAAACAAUUUUACGUAU
Messenger RNA from Trachymyrmex septentrionalis, 931 nucleotides. RefSeq lists its product as uncharacterized. Gene Ontology annotation, biological process: reciprocal meiotic recombination. NCBI's taxonomy places the organism in Eukaryota, Metazoa, Arthropoda, Insecta, Hymenoptera, Formicidae. The record is from RefSeq and is a predicted model, not a curated record. Gene Ontology annotation, cellular component: site of double-strand break. The transcript is spliced from 5 exons. The coding region runs from base 7 to 897 and encodes 296 amino acids.